Didymodactylos carnosus is the source of this 1098-nucleotide messenger RNA. The record is from the annotation of a GenBank genome assembly. Lineage: Eukaryota; Metazoa; Rotifera; Eurotatoria; Philodinida; Philodinidae.
AUGAUCUUCAUGCUGCUUGCCCUGUAUCUGGAUGUUUUCAGUCGGCAGUGUAUCGAAGAAACUUGGAUUUUGUUUCAUAUGAAUCUUGAAUUCUUGAUUGAAGUAUUUUCUGGAGUGUGGGAUGUAUUUGAUUUGGUGGAGCGUCUGGAUUCUGAGCUGGCAAGGUUGCGGGGAUUGCUUGAACAUCAGCAACAUGAAUUGGAUCACCAGAUGCAACACCUGGUGUUGCAACAACGGUUACAGCGUGAACUGGAGGAGGAGCUGAAACAACAACAGCGUCGAAAGCGACGACGAUCAGGAGAACUGGCACGAGAAAGAAGUCGCCAAAAUCCAGACCGGGGAUGGUUUCAAGGUAAUGGUUGGUCACCAAGAAAGCGGUGGAGGGGUAAUGUAGAAAUGGAAGAAGUAGAAGUAAAACAAGAAGGAAAAAGCGAUAAAUGUCCAGACAUCUAUUAUUUUGGAUGUUUUAGGAUGUUUUGUAAUUGUAAUGGUAAUGGUAGUGGUUAUGGUGGUGUUUAUCGUAGUGCUUGUGGUUAUGGCAGUGGCAGUGGUAGUGGUAGGGGUAAUGGUGAUAGUAGUGGUUAUGAUAGUGCUUAUGGUUGUGGCAGUCGUAGUGGUAGUGGUGAUAGUAGUGGUUAUGACUAUGGUAUUGUUAAUGGUAAAGGAAAAACUGAUAAAUGGACGUUUUCCAAUGGUAACGGUAGUGGUAGUGAUCAUGGUAAUGGUAGUAGUUAUAAUAAUGGUGUUGGUUAUACUAAUGAUGUUGCAAGACAAGAACCGAAAAAUCCACUAGAAUUUAUUAAAGUAGUGCAAAAAGAAGAAUGUUUGGAUCAAGCUUAUGCUAUAAAUGAUGUUUAUACUAACAACAAUCAAAUAUCGGCGGCAACAUCCACCAUUACAUCAACACAAAUUUAUCCACAACAUCAACAAAUGUUUCCGCACCAGUAUGGUCCAAGUUAUUAUCCACAAGCACAACAACAAUAUCUAGGGGUAAAUACAAAUUAUUAUAGUUAUCAGCAAACACACCAACGACGAUUACCGCCACUCCCAAGGUGUUAUCAAUGCAACAGGACGGGUCAUUUUGCACGUGAUUAUUAG